Aricia agestis (brown argus) is the source of this 1714-nucleotide messenger RNA. RefSeq names its product lipase 3-like. The transcript has a single exon. Gene Ontology annotation, biological process: lipid metabolic process. NCBI's taxonomy places the organism in Eukaryota, Metazoa, Arthropoda, Insecta, Lepidoptera, Lycaenidae. The record is from RefSeq and is a predicted model, not a curated record. The coding region runs from base 52 to 1290 and encodes 412 amino acids. Gene Ontology annotation, molecular function: hydrolase activity, acting on ester bonds.
AAGGAAGCAUAGUAUUCUUUUACAAAUCCGCUGCUAUGAAGCGUGUUAAAUAUGAUUUUUAUCGCUAUAAUAACUCUAUUAGCCGCCUCGCUACAAUGUGCGACAAAUGACAUAAUAGCGUUAAACAGGGCCCCAGAUUUGAGACCGCUGAAAAGAGCGCUCGGGUAUAUCGAAGAUACGUAUCUGAAUUUUACCGAGCUCACCAAAAAAUACGGAUUUCCGUCUGAGGAGCACGCCGUGACGACCCAAGAUGGAUACAUCCUGACCGUCUACAGAAUACCUUCAAAGUGCAGCGAGAGCAAAAGGUACCCAGUGAUGCUGAUGCAUGGGAUUAUCGAUAGUUCCGACGCGUGGAUCAUCACGAAGCCCAAGAAAGCCCUCGGGUAUAUACUAGCUAGCGACUGCUACGACGUGUGGGCAGGGAACGGCAGAGGGAACGUGUACUCCCGAAGACAUACACGACUGGAUCCCGAUAGGGAUCCCAAGUUCUGGGACUUCACAUUCGAAGAAUCUGGGGUCUACGAUGUGUCGAAAAUCAUAGACUAUGUUCUGAAGGUAACUGGAAAAGAAAAAGUGCUUUACGUUGGACAUUCACAAGGUACGACUAUUUUCUUCACGCUGACAUCUCUGAGACCGGAGUACAAUGAUAAGGUGCAGCUAUCCAUACAUCUAGCACCUGUAGCUUGGAUGAGCAACAUUCGUAGUCCAUUAGCCUUGGCUCUAUCAAAAUUUACUGCCGAAAUUGCGGGUGUUGCUCGUAAGAUUGGACUCCUGGAAGUCGGUGGGAAAAAUCAGUAUAUUCCACAUGAGGUGCUGGAGUUUUUGUGUCAAGCUAUUCCAUUGGAAGUGUGCGCAGGGUCACUCUAUUUGCUGGCUGGUUCACGUGCUGGUAUAAUUAAACCAAAGACCCUAAGCGUGGCCUUCGGGCAUAUACCCGUCGGUACCUCACUCAAAACGUUGGAGCAUUUCGCCCAGUUAAUCACAUCCAAGAGAUUCCAAAGAUAUGACCUUGGAAAAGAAGGGAAUCUCAAAAUGUAUGGAUCGAGCAAACCCCCAGUUUACGAUGUUAAGAAAACUACAACACCCACAGUGCUUAUAGGUGCCAAAAAUGACUGGAUCUCAGACUUGAGAGACGUCAAACAUCUAGGAUCUAAGUUGCCAAACCUGCUAGAGAUGUACGUAGUUCCGAAUCCGUUUUGGAGUCACAAUGACCAUCUUUGGGGGACGAAUGUGACUGACUACGAAUACUUCAAAAUUUUACAGUAUUUCAACGAAUUCAGUAACAGAUAAUGUUAGUGAUGAUAUUAUUGAUGUGAUCAUUCAAAUGAUAAAGACGAGGAAGUCAAUGAGAUUAAAUAUGAUUAAGGAAGUUUUGAGCAUGUAUGAUAGCAUUUGUCUAUAACAACAUCCAUCUAGCCCUACGCUGCAGUUAGAAUUUAGGCUUUUAAUUAUAUUUAGAAUUUCAGUUUUUGUACAUGGUUCGAAAUUUGAGAUAUUUUGAACAUGGGGCAUGGAUUGUGGUAACGCUUGUGAAUGAUUGUCAUGAAAGUAUUUGGGAAUCUCAUUUGCUAAUUUUGGCCCUAUAUUUGAAAAGUAAUUAUUAAAUUCUUGGCAAAUGAGUUUGGGGUCUGUUAUUUCAGUAGAUUCUAAUAUAAGUUUCGAAGGAGCACAACUUUGAUUUGUUUUAUUAGUGGCGAGUGAAUAUAUAGAGUUC